Messenger RNA from Mytilus trossulus (common blue mussel), 1762 nucleotides. Its product is annotated as CDK2-associated and cullin domain-containing protein 1-like. Gene Ontology annotation, molecular function: protein kinase binding; ubiquitin protein ligase binding. Gene Ontology annotation, biological process: G1/S transition of mitotic cell cycle; positive regulation of protein kinase activity; ubiquitin-dependent protein catabolic process. The record is from RefSeq and is a predicted model, not a curated record. The transcript has 9 exons. Lineage: Eukaryota; Metazoa; Mollusca; Bivalvia; Mytilida; Mytilidae. The coding region runs from base 105 to 932 and encodes 275 amino acids.
ACCAAAGAAUCUUUUCCGUAACCGACAUUUUUCUUCAAUUAGUUUAAUGACUUCCGGCGAAAAAUAAAAGCAAAGUAAAGAAAAUCUUUCCACAAGUUUGAACGAUGGAUGAACCUAUGGAUGCAGAGGCUGACUCUACACAACCAGAGCUAGGCAAAGAAAAUGUGUCCCAAGCUGAAGAACAUCCACUUCUGCGACCUGGUAGUAUGGUGAUGAUGACCUUAACUCCUGGUGAUUAUGAAUCUCAAUACUGGCCAAAAUUAGAGGAGGCAAUAAAUCAUUUGUUAACUAUGGCACCAGGUCAAGGAAUACCUAUUUCUUAUGAACAAAUGUACAGUUGUGUAUAUAAAUGUGUAUGUAAACAAUUUUCUGAAAGGUUGUACUCAGAUCUGAUGCAGUACAUGUCAAAAUAUCUUGAAGGAAAAAAUGAGGAAUUCCAGGCAUGGGAGAAGGAAGAUGGGAGACAAUUUUUAGAGAAAUAUUAUUCUGUAUGGAAUCAAUAUCAACAGGCAUUAGCUGGUAUUGUUCCAAUAUUUAACUAUAUGAAUAGAUAUUAUGUCGAAUCAAAACUGAAAACAAAUUUACAUACAGAAUUAAAGAAACUGUUUAGAAAACAUAUUUUAGAAAAGCAUCUAGCACACUUAUUUUCUGUCCUUGAACAAAGCAGUAACACACCUUUUAUAAUUCCGCCAGCCUUGAUGUGUAAUACGAUACAAAGUCUUCAUUCCAUUAAUCCAGAAUAUGCAUCAUUAAAGCCUGAAUUAUUUUCCCGAUUUAUUCCAAAUGUUCUACCUCAUACAUCAGUAACAGAAUUAGACAGAUAUAUAGAAGAAACACAAAAUAUGCAAAUAGAAAUGAGAAAAUUAGAUGGUUUUAAUUCAUGUGAGUCAACGAGAAAACGAUACAGAGAAGAAGACGGACCAGUGAAGUGAUUAACAGAUCCAAAAUAUCCAUCCAUUCAUCUGUGAUCAAUUUUAUCUUUUAGACGUAUUGCUUGUGCUGUGACCAUUCUGUAAAAUUCUAACCAUAUAACACACUUUUGACAUCAAUAUCUGACUUUAUUAUUGAUUGGAAAUUCUACAAUAUCAAAUGACCAUCACAAAGGAUGCAGCAUUUGUAAAAUCAUGUUAUCAUAUAAAUACUAUUUCAAGCAAAGUGAAAAACUUGUCUCUAAUGUAAUGUGACCAUGAACAAGAAAUUUGUAUUAUAAUCCUUAUAUUAUUAUGUGCAUGGACUUCGUACAGAAACUAGUGUUGUAAUGAAAAAUUAACUGAAGUCACCAAAAGAUUUGUGUGCUAUUGUCUCACAUGUUUAUAAGUACAGUUGUAUUUUGAGUUUUCAUUGUGACAUUAGUUAUAGACAUCUGAUGCUUGUCAAUAUUUUUAUUUUAAUAUAUUGUGUUUAUAUAGAUUGAAAAUUAAUACAAAACAUGGACUGCUCAUAAACCAAGGUUGUUUUGCUUAUUAAAAUUAAUGAGUGUUCUAUGUAGUCAGCUGUUCCAUUAUUAACAGUCUAAACCGUUGCUUAUCACACCUGACAUUACUACAAUAGCCACACUUCAAUUACUUAAAAAACCUAGUUUACUCGGUAUUUUAUAUGUGAUGCAGUUUGCUCAUUGUAUAUUCCAACGAAAUUGUUAUCAUGUUAAUGCCAAAAUAGUUCCAAUUUUAAAAGUCCUAUUAUCUGAAAAUACUUUAAAUUUUUGAAAAUAGAUGAAUAAGUUUUAAAAGAAUUUUUAUUUUUUUAGAGUUUACAUGUAUAU